Messenger RNA from Eupeodes corollae, 4869 nucleotides. RefSeq names its product nidogen. Lineage: Eukaryota; Metazoa; Arthropoda; Insecta; Diptera; Syrphidae. The record is from RefSeq and is a predicted model, not a curated record. Gene Ontology annotation, molecular function: calcium ion binding. The transcript is spliced from 13 exons. Gene Ontology annotation, biological process: cell-matrix adhesion. Bases 196 to 4578 code for a protein of 1460 amino acids.
GAGCACCCAUUCCUAUUCCUAUACUUAGAAUAAGAAGAUCCACUUUGAUUUUAUUUAAAUCAGUUGACGAAGUGUAGGGAUAGCGUUCGCACAUCGCUUUCUUUUCUAAGCGAUCGAUCCUCUUGUAAGUGAAAUUAUCUGUGUCCAUUUCGGUAGCCAUUGAUGAACACGCGGUGCUUAAAUUGAGUGAACAAAAUGACUAGUUUUUGUAAUUUUGCACAAUUUUUGUGCAUGACGGUGAUUGUGAUAGGAGUUUUUGAUACGGCCAACACUCAAUACCAACAUUUUUUGGAUAGUUCGAACUUCAAUGAGCUCUAUAGGCAUACUGAUGAGCCUAUGAUACAAGUUCUAAAACUUGGAGAUAGUGAAUCUGCGUUUAUGCAAACGGAGAUUCCGAUUCACUUUUACAGUGAAAAAUACGAUCAUAUUUACAUCAACACAAAUGGUAUUCUAACUUUUCUUACCGAAUUUCCCGAGUAUCUAAAUCAACCGUUUCCACUGGAGUAUCCGUCGAUAGCACCAUUCUUCUCAAACGUGGAUACAUCCGGUGCAAAUGAUUCAACAACAAUCAGUCUUUUCAAAUCACAGAAUCCCGAAAAAUUACAGAAGACCAAUGGCCUUAUAAGGAGUGUCAUUCCCGAAGAAUAUGAUUUUGAAGCAACAACGUUAUUUGUUGCCACUUGGGAGAAAGUUGGUUACUACGAUGGAAAAACUGAUAAACUGAAUACUUUCCAGGCCGUCAUUAUUUGCAAUGAAGAUACAACCUACGUUCAAUUUAUCUACCCGAAAGGCGGGAUCAAUUGGUUGCAAGCUGACACUGGAGAACUUGGCCUACCCGAUGUUCGAGCUCAAGCUGGUUUCAUUGCGGAGGAUGGAAGGUUCUUCACUAUUGACGGAUCGGGAACUGAUAAUGCUAGGUACUUCAGUGAGAUGUCCAAUGUCAAUAUCGACGGCGUGUUCCUCUACCAUGUGGGACUCUUGGAUUUCGAUUCGAAUAUUUCUGACUCGGUGAGUCAGGAAACUGAAACUGAGGCACCUGCUCCUAGGACCUGUGCUGAAGGCAAUCACGGAAUAUGUCACUCUUCAGCCACUUGCUUCGAUAAAUCUGAUGGAUUUUGUUGCAAAUGUCUAAAAGGAUACUAUGGAAAUGGAAUGUCGUGUGUGAAAAACACAGUUCCUAUUCGUGUGUCUGGAUCACUUAGCGGUAAUAUAAACAAUCAGCCCAUUGACGCAGCUGCGAAGCUGCAAUCCUACAUAGUUAUGCAAGAUGGGCGAAGUUACACUGCUAUCAAUCCGAUCAGUCACGAAUUGGGCGCCCAAUUGAAGUUGGCUUUACCAGUUAUCACCUCGAUCGGUUGGCUCUUCGCAAAACCACUGUCUGCCGAUGGUUUGAAUGGUUAUCAACUGACCGGUGGAAAACUCGUUCACAACUCAGAACUGGUAUUCAAAUCUGGGGAAGUGCUGUAUAUUAAUCAGACAUUCGAUGGUUUGAACUAUUGGGACCAGCAGCAAGUUAAGAUCGACAUCAAUGGACAUGUACCGCAGAUUGGCUACGAUGAAAAAAUCCAAGUUCCCGACUACAUCGAAGAAAUAACCUUCACUUCUCGGAACAGCAUUUCGAUGAUUGGAGAACGUCGCAUUGAAAUACCCUCGAGGAACAAUGCUAUUGAAUUUGAAAUGAAGCAACAAAUAACCUUCGAUGCUUGCUACUUGGACCACGAGACCGAUCCAACCGGAACAAGUAUUAUGGAGAAGGUUUCGAAGAUCACCUUGGACUACUUCCCACAAGAUCAAGCUCUCCGCACAGGGUUGCUGGCUAAAAUUGGUGCUGAUGUUGGUUUGAACCCAUGCUCAGAUGGUUCAGCGAAUUGUGGGGAGAAUACUGUGUGUGUUCCAGAUGAGGACUCCUACAAUUGUAUCUGUAUGGAUGGAUUUGCACCUGAAGUGAUCGAUGGAGAUAGAGAAAUUUGCGUUGACAUUGACGAGUGCCAGACAGGGUCUGACAUCUGUGAUGAUAACGCCCUGUGCAGAAACACUCUUGGAGGAUACACGUGCAUGUGUCUUGAAGGCUACUUUGGGAACGGUCAUGAGUGCAGUCCUCUUGGUGGAAACUACAUCAUUGAAUCUACGACUGGAAGUGGUGAAGAAGAGGCAAAUACACUCGAUCAAGACAGAAGGGAAGAAAUACUCAGGUUACAAGAGGAACAAAGACGUGCAGAGGAAGCAAGACGGGCUUCAGCGGACGAAAGAUGGAAAGAAAGUCAAAUGAGACAGGAACAAGUUAGAAUUGAAGAGGAAAAGAGGCGCGAAGAAGAUGAAAGAAGAAUUGAGCAAUCAAUGAGACAAGACGAGGCAAGAAGGGAGGGAGCAAGAAAACAACAAGAAGCAGAGCGAAACAAUCAAAGGAGGGAAUUCGAGGCUAGGCGGGAGGAGGAACGUAGAGCUGCUGAGCGAAUUGAAAAUGAGCGCAGAGAUCAGGUAGAAAGGCAAGAAGCUGAAAUAAGGCAAAAUGAAGCGAGGGAAGAAGAGAGGAUCAACGAAGAGCAAUGGGAAAGUGAUAGAAGGCAAGAGGAGAAAGAAGAAAGUGAAACGGAGUAUACACCAGAACAAAGUUCCGAUUGUUACCGUUGUUCAAAGGAUGCAAAUUGCGUGGAAGGACAUUGCGAGUGUAGGGAAGGACACAAGGGUAACGGUUUCUUCUGCGAAUACAUUUGUCGUCCCGAUGAAAGUUGGGAGGAUGGUAAAUGCGUGCUACCCACCGUUGAACCAAGCUGCAGCUUUUUCAGCGGUUGCUCCUGCCCCGAAGGAUAUGAUCUGUCUCCGGACGGCAGCAUUUGCCGCCUCAUUAGCUCUAAUGAACUCCCUACUAAUAUUGUUACGUGCGACGUUGAAGAUAGAUGUCAUGAAAAUGCAACCUGCGAAUGGUCCGAACAGGAAAUGGGUCACAUUUGCAUUUGCUUGCAUGGUUUCGCUGGCGAUGGCUUCAAGUGCAGCAGAAUUGAUGAAUCAUGUACAACGAAUCCUGCCUUAUGCGGUGUUCAUGCUACCUGCGAGUAUAACGAAUCAAUUGGGAAAUCCGAGUGCAAGUGCGAACCACGUUACGAAGGCGAUGGAAUAAAUUGCAAACUUGCUCCCGAGUGCCGUUCCGACGUGGAUUGUGGUCAAUCGGCGUAUUGUGAUAAAGGCGUUUGCCAAUGCAACGAAGGAUUCGAACGUGACUUGUCAGACUUUUGCGUACCGGCCGGCAUGUGUGGUGGAACUUAUUGCGCUGACAAUGCUAUGUGCAAAUGGGAUAACAGACAGCAUGUUCAGUAUUGUGAAUGCAUGGAAGGAUAUCAGGGCGAUGGAGUGAGUUCUUGCAAGAGUAUACCAACAUCGUGUCGCGUCAGAAAUACAUGUGGGGUGCAUGCUACCUGCGAACCUUCUAGAACUGAUCCAGCUUUGUUUGAAUGCAUUUGCAAUCCUGGAUUCUAUGGCGAUGGAUAUCUUUGUAUUGAGGAGCAGAACUGCCAGAACACACCAUCAUUGUGUGACCCUAAUGCCAGCUGUCAGUCUAUAAAUAGUGGUAUUGCUUGCGUUUGCAAACCUGGAUAUCUGGGCAAUGGAACAAUAUGCCGAGAAAGACCGACUUACGACUCUGGAUUCCUGUUGAUAAGUCAAGGUGUCGUUAUUGUGCGUGUUCCAUUCAAUGGAAAACAAAGUCGACCCAUUUCGGUGGCUUCCAUGGCCAUCGGACUCGACAAGGAUUGCAUUGAAGGACGUGUCUACUGGGGUGAUAUAUCGGCGAAGAAAAUCAUGAGCGCAAAAUACGACAGCACAGAUACUCGUCCGUUCAUUACUGAUGACAUUGAAUCGCCAGAGGGAAUAGCAAUUGAUUCCGUAUCUCGACGAAUCUAUUGGACUGACUCGGUAAAGGACACAAUUGAAGUGGCUAGCUUAGAAGAUCGAACGAUGAGGGCUGUAUUGGUGAACAAACAUUUGGUCAAUCCCCGAGGCAUUGCUGUCGACCCAUAUAGAGAGAAACUUUACUGGUCCGAUUGGAAUCGUGAAUCGCCAAAAAUUGAAAUGUCCGAUUUGGACGGUACCGGCCGCCAGAUUCUCCUAGAUAAAUCAACGGUCAUGCUGCCAAAUUCGUUGGUAGUGCUCAAAAACAGCGGGGAAUUAUGCUUUGCCGAUGCUGGAAACCACAAAAUUGGGUGCAUCGACGGCUACACGAAUAAGGUGAGGACUGUCGCUUCGGAUCUCUCAUAUCCGUUCGGACUAUCUGCCACGGAUAAUAGUUUCUAUUGGACUGAUUGGACAACGAAAAAACUUGAACGUGUCGAUUUUGAUGGUACCCGUCAUCAAGGUAUGCGCAGUCGGGUGUUGGGAAGUCACAAAAUGUACGGCAUGACUGCUGUGGAGGACUACUGUCCACAAGGUUCCAGUCCCUGUCAGAUAAACAACGGUGGAUGCCCGGCCGAUAGGAUUUGUUUGUCAAACCGUAACUCACCAUCUGGUAAAAGCUGUAAAUGCACAAAACAAUCAAAGACCUGUGACACGCAAUACUAUGAUGAACAUUUUCAACAGUUUAUUUAAGAAUGAUAAGAAGUUGUUUUUUUCCUUAAACAACACUUAAAUUGAAAAAAGUAACUUUUUUGAGUUUCUAAUAAUGUAUUUGCCAGUUUCUUUAUUUAUAAUUAAGCAUCAUAUUUUUUCAAAACACCUAAAAUAUAAGAAAGUUAUUCAGCCAAAUAGAAGUCGUUAAGAUGAACCAAAAAUCAAAUAACAAACAAAAUAAUUCAAUUAUCCUGUCGUGUGCCUUAAUUACUGUUUAUUUGAAUGUUUUUUUUACCAGAAGAUAAUAAUAAAAUAUUUAAAUUUAUAGAA